Tripterygium wilfordii is the source of this 1281-nucleotide messenger RNA. Its product is annotated as rRNA 2'-O-methyltransferase fibrillarin 2-like. Gene Ontology annotation, cellular component: small-subunit processome; nucleolus; box C/D methylation guide snoRNP complex. Bases 141 to 1043 code for a protein of 300 amino acids. The record is from RefSeq and is a predicted model, not a curated record. NCBI's taxonomy places the organism in Eukaryota, Viridiplantae, Streptophyta, Magnoliopsida, Celastrales, Celastraceae. The transcript is spliced from 7 exons. Gene Ontology annotation, biological process: rRNA methylation; box C/D sno(s)RNA 3'-end processing. Gene Ontology annotation, molecular function: RNA binding; histone H2AQ104 methyltransferase activity; rRNA methyltransferase activity.
AAUUUAGAAAACCCUAAACCCUGGUUGUCGUUUUAAAAGACUCCAGUGCGCCUCUCUCUGCCCAUCUUAUUGUUAUUGUAGUCCAAAACCCAAAAUUUUCUCUUCGUUCUCUUCCAUAUCUCUUUCAUAGUCUCGCAGAUAUGAGACCUCCAAGAGGCCGUGGUGGUGGUGGAUUUAGAGGAGGUAGGGGUGAUGGAGGCAGGGGCAGAGGCGGAGGUGGUAGAGGUGGUGACAGAGGUGGCUUCCAGAGUGCCCGAGGAGGAGGGCGAGGCGGACGUGGUGGAGGAAGGGGCCGUGGUGGACGCGGUGGUGGAAUGAAGGGUGGGAGUAAGGUUGUGGUAGAGCCUCAUAGACACGAGGGUGUGUUCAUCGCCAAGGGUAAGGAGGACGCACUUGUUACUAAGAAUUUGAUACCUGGUGAAACUGUGUACAACGAGAAGAGGAUCUCUGUGCAGAAUGAAGAUGGAACUAAAGUUGAAUACAGGGUUUGGAACCCCUUCCGUUCAAAAUUGGCAGCUGCCAUUCUUGGUGGUGUUGACAACAUCUGGAUUAAACCUGGUGCCAAAGUUCUCUACCUUGGAGCGGCUUCUGGGACAACUGUCUCUCAUGUUUCUGACAUUGUUGGCCCCGAUGGAGUGGUUUAUGCUGUGGAGUUUUCCCAUAGAAGUGGUAGAGACCUGGUUAACAUGGCAAAGAAGCGAACCAAUGUGAUCCCAAUCAUUGAAGAUGCCAGACAUCCGGCCAAGUACAGGAUGCUGGUGGGAAUGGUGGAUGUGAUAUUUUCUGAUGUUGCCCAGCCUGAUCAGGCAAGGAUUUUAGCAUUGAACGCUUCUUACUUUCUGAAAGUUGGUGGUCAUUUUGUCAUUUCAAUUAAGGCAAAUUGCAUUGAUUGCACCGUUCCCGCUGAGGCAGUAUUUGAGAGUGAGGUGAAGAAGCUCCAGCAAGAACAGUUCAAGCCUGCUGAGCAGGUCACUCUUGAACCGUUUGAGCGAGACCAUGCUUGUGUGAUUGGCGGCUACCGCAUGCCGAAGAAGCAGAAGUGAAUGGCUAUGCUUUUCUUUUCUUUUCUUUUUUUAUAAUAAUUUUGGCUAGGAUUCUCAACUAGUAGGCUGGUAAAAGCAUUUUAACUGUUUGUUAUGUUUUUGGUCAUGAAAAGAUUACUAAAAGUUGUCUUUAAGAUAGCUUUCAGUGCUGUUGUUUUUGCACUAAUGCUUCUGUGGACCGAUUUAUGUAGUUGGUCAUGUCCCAUAAAAAUUUAUAGUCUUUCUGUUGCCUUCUUAA